Messenger RNA from Venturia canescens, 1268 nucleotides. RefSeq lists its product as uncharacterized. The annotation marks the transcript as partial. The transcript has a single exon. The record is from RefSeq and is a predicted model, not a curated record. NCBI's taxonomy places the organism in Eukaryota, Metazoa, Arthropoda, Insecta, Hymenoptera, Ichneumonidae.
CAGAAGCAGAACCGAGCUGUCAAGAAUAAUUUGGAUUCGUCGACUCGCGAGGAAUUGGCAAAGCGCGGAUCGUCGUCGUCGGCGACGACGACGAGUAAUUCCUCGAGAGGAGCAGCUUACAGAGGCAAACGGCACACUCGCGUGUCGGAAAAAUACUACGAUUGUCUUCAGUGCGCGGAGCAAUGUCGUCACACGAAUCUGGGCACUCAGAGCGCGGUGAAUCCGACGAAAAAGCUGAACAACCGUAACAACAACAACAAUUCUGGUGUUAACAACAACAGCAGCAGCAGCAGCAGCAACAACAGGAAAAACAAAGCAGAGUUCAACUCGGCGAGAAGAGGUAGCGACGAAAUAGUGGAAGAAGGUCAAUCCCGCGAGCUCGUGUCACCAACGAGGCCAACGAGUUCGAGUGUCAUGGUAAAAAACCUCGUGCAAAUGAAUAAAAAUCGAAGAAAAAUUACGCGAAUCAGCGGAUGCUUCGGAGUCGACGAAUACUGCAAGAGAAAGAAGGUUCGUUCGCUUGAGAAAAACACGAAAAAAUUAAUAUCGAGAGGGCUCCCCACUCCGGGAGAACUGACGCCCGCAAAAAAGAGGUCGUCCCUGGCGCGCCCGGUAAAGGUUCACGACUCUUUCGCACAAGCCAAAAGACCGAUGAGCAUGAUCGAGUGUCAUAGCGAAAGGAGCACCGCGCGCGUCCUCCAACGACAAUCCAACAGCCAGGACUCCGGAACCACCGGAUGCGAGGAGCCCCUCGAAGACCGCGAAGACGAUGAGAACUCGUGGCCUAUCAAAUUACGUCUCGAAGAAAUGCUCGAACUCACCCUCUCACGGGGCAAAAGAACGCGGAGGAUUCGCACGAGCAAACGUAAGAAAAUGAUACUUACGAGCAAAUACGGCCAUUUCAAGGACACCGAGAGGCUGCUCAAGGUACUUAGCGUUAACAAUGUGGACCAAGAUAAUAGGUACAACGUCAAACGGUGUUCCGUCAUGUAGUAUAUAUUUAUUAUGAACUUAAUAUAUACUCGUUACUAUACAAACGUUAUUUGUAUACACGGACCAUUGUUUAUCAGCGCAGUCACUUUUCUAGUGCACUCUUUUCACCACUUUUUCUUCUCUUCUGUGUAAUAAUAUAUUUCGUUCGAUGGUUUUUACCGGAAGCUGUACUGCGGGCUAGUCGAGUGAGUGCUUCACUUUCAAAACGCUUUUAUACCGAGUUUAAGGUAACUCCUGUACUGCAUGCUAGUCAAACGAGUGCUAAAUUUUCAAAA